Molecule: messenger RNA, 1825 nt
Organism: Monomorium pharaonis (pharaoh ant)
Lineage: Eukaryota; Metazoa; Arthropoda; Insecta; Hymenoptera; Formicidae
Gene: Dbp21E2
Product: probable ATP-dependent RNA helicase DDX28
Exons: 7
Coding region: 155-1780 (541 amino acids)
Biological process (GO): mitochondrial large ribosomal subunit assembly
Cellular component (GO): mitochondrion
Molecular function (GO): ATP binding; RNA helicase activity; nucleic acid binding
Source: RefSeq, a predicted model, not a curated record
GAUGUCGAUGACCGAAAAGACUAAGUGGCGCCAUCUUUUCAUAAAAAAAAUAAUCACAGCUACGCCGGUGACCCGGUCAUAAUCUUUCUACAUUAACCUAACAUCACGUGUUUUCGACGAUAUUGUGUACAUACUACAAUUUUAUUGUUGAGAAAUGUUUCCCAAAUUUUGUAAUUUAUGUCAUAGAAUCGCACACGUGCAAUUGGUGCAGCUGCAAAGAUGCUAUAGAAAAGGUGCCAGAAAGAGAGGUAACGUCAACCCCGUUCAGACAUCAAAGGAUGUAAAAGAACAGGCGCCGAUAAUCGUCAGUAAACGAAAAGAAUUCAACUUUUAUGAAGGACAGACGUACUCCAAGUAUGAACCGAUACCAUUGGUUACCAAAGGAUGGGAUCAUUAUAAAUCUAAAGGCGAUUAUUUCUAUGUAUAUCCUCUCACAAAUGUGAUGAAAGAGGCAUAUGGUGAAUCGUUUAAUGAACAAAACGAAGAGGAUGAAGAACAUAGUUCUUUUGCACAUUUUGGUCUAAAUCCACAACUAAUAGACAUCUUAAAAAGAUACAGUAUAACGAAACCCUUAAAGAUACAGAAAAUUGGGAUACCUAAGAUAAUAAACGGCGCUAAUACCGUGAUAGCAGCAGAAACUGGUUGUGGAAAGACAUUAACCUAUCUUUUACCCAUGAUAGAUGAAGUUUUACGAUGGAAGCAAGUAGCAGGGACACGAUACAACGCUCCACUAGGAUUGAUUGUGACACCUACUCGAGAAUUGGCGUUUCAAAUAGGGCUGGAAGCAAAGAAAAUAUGUCAGUAUCUUGGUAUUCGUACGAAAACCAUCACUGGUGGAAAAACAAAGAAAAUAAUGUUAAAUCCAUCUGUGGAAGAGAUUGAUAUUGUUGUGGCUAGUUUUGGAGUCAUCAGCAAAUUAACCACAACUAAGAUUUAUAAGUUGAACAUGGUCAGACACCUUGUAUUGGAUGAAGCAGACGCUUUAUUUCAUGAGACAUUUGAAGAGAAGCUGCGAGUAUUCUUGAAUAGAGUGCCACUUGGUUUCGUGCAAAAUCCGGAGAAUACCGAUCUUCCUAUUAGUGCCCAAUUCACAUUAGUUUCUGCAACAAUGCCUUCGAGAAUGUCAGAAGUUCUAGAGAAUAUCAUUAAUGUGGAAUCAUUGGAACAUGUGGUUUCGAACAGAUUGCAUCACAUUCUCGUACCGCAAAAAUUUAUAAGGGUGGGUCCAAGUAACAAACCAGCUGAACUCCUGAAAUAUAUCAAACCAAAAAUAGCUAAUAAAGAACAAGUAAUUAUUUUCAAUAACACUAACAAUACUUGCAAUUGGGUCAGUAUGUUCCUAAACAAAUGCAACAUACAAACGAUUUCCUUGAAUGGUGACAUGCAGUUGUACGAUAGACAAAACAAAUACGCCAGUUUCAAAACGGGUAAAUACCGAGUGUUGUGCACUACAAAUGCUGGAUCCAGGGGUUUGGACACAGUGGCAGUACGCUAUAUAUUGAACUACGAAUUUCCGACUGCAACUGCUGAUUAUAUACACAGAUGUGGUAGAACCGGAAGAAUUGGUAGCGUUAAAGACUGCAGAGUGGACAAUUUUAUAAGCACUCCAGUUGAAGUUGCUGUGGUACGAAAAAUAGAAAGGGCAAUACGGAAGAUGAAACCGAUACCGAUAUUUGAUAUCCAUGAGGAGAAGGAAAAGGACAAUGAGGUCUAUGAGCCAUUCACAUCGGAAGGUGAAACGGAGCAAGCAGUACAGGAAGAAUUUAGCAUACCAUACUGAAUUGUGUUACGCGAUAGUGUAAAUAAAAAUUGUUUUACUACUCAA